Molecule: messenger RNA, 675 nt
Organism: Amphimedon queenslandica
Lineage: Eukaryota; Metazoa; Porifera; Demospongiae; Haplosclerida; Niphatidae
Product: integrin beta-1-B-like
Exons: 6
Coding region: 1-552 (183 amino acids)
Biological process (GO): cell adhesion mediated by integrin; cell migration; cell-cell adhesion
Cellular component (GO): focal adhesion; integrin complex; cell surface
Molecular function (GO): integrin binding
Source: RefSeq, a predicted model, not a curated record
AUGUCUGAGAGCAUUAAUAUGAAGGUUUGUGCCAGGUCCUGCUCAUUCCUCUCCAGCUGUGUCCGUUGUCAUAUUGAGCAGAAUUGUCCCUCGAGUUGUGAUCAUGUGAGCAUUGUAUCACCUAGCGAACACAAUAAUACUGAUGAAGAACUAAGGACCUGCUCCAUUACAGAGGACAACUGUGAGGUCACAUAUCAAGUAGGAGUCUAUGUCCUUGGAACCGAAGGGAAUAUAAUGGUCAUCUUCGAUGAGACACAGAGUGACAUCAACGACUGGAGUGCUGGUUGUAGCUCCUCCUUUCCAAUAUUUGUCAUUCCGCUAGUGGUUACAAUAGGAAUCAUACUGCUAGCAAUCAUUGUAAUAGCACUCUGGGUUGCAAUGAAGUAUCUGAUUGAAUAUUUAGAGUUUAGGGCAUGGAAGAAAAGCCAAGAGGACGAACUGUGGAACACUAGUGGGGACAAUCCAUUAUUCGUUGAUCCUACCACGAGUCAUAUUAAUCCGAAAUACAGGCCACGCACUACAGUCCAAGUGGUGGGCGGAGAAGAUGACUAGAUCUCACAAUCUAUGAUUCUAUAUAUUCAACUGAUAGAAUUUUAAAACUUUAUAUACUUAACUGUAAUCUGUAGCUAUCAUAUACACAAUAACAACAAAAGUACUAUAAGAUUGUAUUCAUGA